UUUCUAGUCCAUGACUCGUAGCAAGUGUAUAAAUAUAGUGUGAAGAUUAGCUCUCACUAUUUCAUAUAUAAUAUAAGCUGGCCGGUAAUAUUAGUGAGUCCGUGAGUGAGAGAAAGAAAAAGAGAAACACAAAGACAGAGAGACAGAGAGACAUGAGAUCAUCAUCCUAGUUCAAACCUCGUCCUCCUCCUUAUUUUGUUGUUUGGUCUCACAGAAGCUCUGAUCGAAACCCAUUACGGAUUUGAAGUGAAAGAUUGAGAAAAGCUGGUUAAUUUGAGUUUUCCGAUCGAAGAAGACGAAGGUGGUCGAGAUUCGUUUCAGGGUUUAUUACUUCUUGGUCUGACUUGAAUUGAGGGAGAUGACAGAGGAGACAUUAACGCAGAGUAAUGACACUAGUGCUUCAGAUCAUAGAACUCCGAGUGUUGUGUUGGAUAUUGAAAGCCUAGCACAAUCCUCAGAUUUCUGCUCAGGGAGCCCCAAAAUGACUAGGGCACUCUCACGGAAAUGGUCGUAUCGAGCAGAGAGAUCAAUUAGUACUGAUCAGGAGGAAGACACUGAUCAUGAAUCAACAAAGAAACUUCUAGUGAAAGUGAACUCUCAGUUGGAGCCCUUGAAGCAGCCAUUGAUCACCGCAAAAUCGUUGCCGUCAACCUCAACUACUCUAAUGGGCACUAAUCUGCUGGACACAGGGGAUGGACGGAGCAAGAGGUUUAAUCGCUUCAUGACCAUUAACCCUCGAAAGAUCCUUCUCAUUUUUGCAACCAUGUCCAGUAUGGGGACAUUAAUCUUGAUAUACUUCACACUCGCCAUUAACCGAACAGUUUGAAUGAUUCAUUGAUCGAGGGAGCAUACAUAUAGAUAUGAAUCGAAGCGUAUUCUCCAGAUAAUUUUGUACUGUACUCUUUCUUGGUAGUUGUGCUGGGGAUAACAACCAUUAACUCCCAUCUAUGAUUGAUGACCCCGUCCUGCAGUACUCAUGUGUCUGAACAUUGAUCUCUCUCUGUCAGUUAACAUCAGAUAUCAUCAUAUCGAUCAGUGUUGUUAAUGUCACUGCCACCCAGAUCACAAUAUAUAUGAGGAUCGGUCCAGCGCUUCUGGCUCACCAAGUUUUUCAUUUUGGUGCCUGCAGAUACAAUUGGUUCAGUACAUAUCUCCUGUAACUAGAUAUUGUGCAUGCAUUGCUCCAGUGCUACCUAGCUCGCUAGUUGAUUUUGUUGUGUGAACGCUUGUUUAUUAAUUUCUCAAUCUUUAUGAAUCCUUGUUAUCGAAGCAAGGGGUUUUCUUCAUCG
Messenger RNA from Fragaria vesca subsp. vesca, 1289 nucleotides. RefSeq lists its product as uncharacterized. The record is from RefSeq and is a predicted model, not a curated record. Lineage: Eukaryota; Viridiplantae; Streptophyta; Magnoliopsida; Rosales; Rosaceae. The coding region runs from base 359 to 826 and encodes 155 amino acids. The transcript is spliced from 5 exons.